Molecule: messenger RNA, 873 nt
Organism: Pleurotus ostreatus (oyster mushroom)
Lineage: Eukaryota; Fungi; Basidiomycota; Agaricomycetes; Agaricales; Pleurotaceae
Exons: 8
Coding region: 1-873 (290 amino acids)
Biological process (GO): formaldehyde catabolic process
Cellular component (GO): cytosol
Molecular function (GO): S-formylglutathione hydrolase activity
Source: RefSeq, a predicted model, not a curated record
AUGGCUGCUGCUCUGGAAAAGGUGUCAUCAAACAAGGCCUUUGCUGGCGAACUCACAAAAUAUAAAUUCAAAUCUGCUGCAUUAGGUGGAUUGUCCGCCAACUUCAAUAUCUUCCUCCCCCCGAACGCAGCGAAUGAGAAGGUCCCUAUCCUAGUUUAUCUCUCCGGCCUUACGUGUACGGAAGACAAUGGGGCACAGAAGGGUAGCUUCCUCGGGUAUGCAUCUGAAGCAGGCAUUGCUUUGCUCUUCCCCGACACUUCUCCGCGUGGUGCUGGGAUAGAAGGGGAAGACGAUGACUGGGACUUCGGGACUGGUGCCGGCUUCUAUCUGAACUCGACCAAUCCAAAAUAUUCGAAACACUACAAUAUGCUCACUCAUGUAACUAUUGAGCUACCCCAGGUAAUCGAAGCUGCCGGGCUCCCAAUUGAUUUCAAACGACAAUCCAUCUUUGGCCACUCUAUGGGAGGCCACGGCGCUCUGACAUUGUAUCUAGCCUCCAAGAGCAAGCAAUACAGGUCUGCGUCCGCCUUUUCGCCCAUAUGCAACCCAACAAAGUGCCCAUGGGGGGAGAAAGCCUUCAAGGGUUAUCUCCAGAACGGUAUUGAAGAGGCGAAGGCACAAUAUGAUGCUACCGAGCUUAUUGCAAAGACUACUGAUUCUGUUCACAUUCUUAUUGACUACGGCACUGGUGAUAACUUCUAUAAGCAAGGGCAACUGUUGCCAGAGAACUUCUUGAAAGCAGCCAGGGAUGCUGGCCACGAUGAGCUCAAAGUUAGAGUUCGCAGUCAUGAGGGGUACGAUCACAGCUACUACUUCAUAUCGACCUUUGCUGCAGACCAUAUUCAUUUCCACGCCAACUUUUUGAAGGCUUGA